Osmerus eperlanus (European smelt) is the source of this 4456-nucleotide messenger RNA. RefSeq names its product GLI family zinc finger 3 (gene gli3). Gene Ontology annotation, cellular component: nucleus. Lineage: Eukaryota; Metazoa; Chordata; Actinopteri; Osmeriformes; Osmeridae. The transcript has 3 exons. The coding region runs from base 227 to 2872 and encodes 881 amino acids. Gene Ontology annotation, biological process: regulation of transcription by RNA polymerase II; smoothened signaling pathway. The record is from RefSeq and is a predicted model, not a curated record. Gene Ontology annotation, molecular function: RNA polymerase II cis-regulatory region sequence-specific DNA binding; DNA-binding transcription factor activity, RNA polymerase II-specific.
UCUCUCCCUCUCCCCCCUCUUCCACCACCCUCCCUCCAUCCUCCAGACGUCUCAGCCAAGCCCUGGCGGUCAGUCUUCAUGCAGCAGUGACCAGUCCCCCCUCAGCGCCUAUCUCAGCCGUGGAGUCCAGCUUGCGGUGAGCGCGGGACGCUCACCGGGGGAGGGGCUGGACGAGGACGAGGAGGCGGAAGAGGAGGGGGAGGAGGAGGAGUGCGACGGAGGGGGCAUGAGCGCCCCCAUAAUGGACUCCACGGUGUCCACGGCGACGGCAGCCCUGCAGGCUCGGCGUGGCGUGGGGCGACCUCUGAGAUGGAUGGAGCACCUGAAGAUGGAGAGGUUGAAGCAGGUUAAUGGAGCUCUGCCCAGGCUAGGGACCCUGUCCCCCACACUGCCCCCUAGAGGCUCCACGCUGCCUGCCAUCCUCACCAAGGGCUCUUGUCUAGGCCGACCAGGUGUUGGGGGACUACCCGCUCCUCCUCCUCCUCCUCCUCUCCUUCGCCCGGAGCUGAGCAACACAGAGCUGACGGUGCUGAGCAUGCUGGGAAGGGACCGGCGCGACAGCAGCGGCAGCGCCACCAGCUCCGCCUACCUGAGCAGCAGCCGGCGCUCGUCGGGCAUCUCGCCGUGCUUCUCUAGCCGGCGCUCCAGCCAGGCAUCCCAGAGCGAGACAGCCGCCGGCCACCACCGCCGCCUCCACAACCUCAGCUCCACCGACUCCUACGACCCCAUCUCCACCGACGCCUCGCGGCGCUCCAGCGAGGCCAGCCAGUGUGGCGGGGGAGGAGGAGGAAGCGGCGGGUCCAGGGGGUGUCUCAACCUCACCCCUGCCCAGCACUACCACCUGAAGGCCAGGUACGCAGCCGCCACGGGGGGGCCCCCGCCCACGCCGCUGCCCAACAUGGAGAGGAUGAACCCCAAGGCCCGCAUGGCCACGAUGGGGGAGGGGCCGGAUGGGGGCAGCCAGACGCUGCCCCCGCUGGUCAGACCGCGCCGCUGCAGCGACAACAGCACCAACGGGUACGGGGGUGGACACGCCGCUUAUCGGCGAAGGGCGGUCUUCUACCCGGGCGAGGGCCCGGGAAACGGCGAGCGCAGGGCCAGCGACCCGGUGAGGACGCACGCCCCGGACAUGUCAGGCGUGCCCCAGGUGCAGCGCUUCAACAGCCUCAACAGCAUCCACCCUCUGCCCCCCCCGCCGGCGUCUCUGGCCCCCGCCGAGCUCCGCAGCUUCAGCCUCCAGAACUACACGCGCUCCGAGGGGAACCUGCAGAGGGGCCUGCAGCACUCUCCCUGCCCCCCCAGCAUCAUGGAGCACUCCGCCCUGGAAGCCCUGGCCAUGGAGGGGGACGGGCUGCUGGGGGAUGAGGACAUGCUGCCUGACGACCUGGUGCAGUACCUCCACUCCCAGGGCCAGGGGGGCCCCUACGGCCAGCCCGAGGACCUCUCCUCUGGGCACUUCUAUGGGGACGUGGUCCUCCUGCCUGGGGGGGAGAUGGAGCAGCUCCAGGGGAUGAACCUGAGCUUCCCCAGCCUCCAGCAGCACCAGCAGGUCGGGGAGAGAGAGAGAGCCAACAAGGAGGGCAUGCCCAUCCAGUGGAAUGAGGUGAGCUCUGGGAGUGCAGAGAGGUCCCCUCACAAGCAGGUCCAGACCCAGGCUCAGACCCAGGCCCAGAGCCAGAGGUGUGCUAGGUGGGUCAGCUCAGAGCAGCAAGGCCCGGCAAGCUCUCCAUUCGGGAGGUUUGGGAACAUGAUGGUUCAGCAGACGAAUCAGUUCCCCAGGGACUUCCAGAACCACUGCACCCAGGGAAGCCAGCUCCAGCUCCAGCCUCAACUCCAGCCCCAGGCCCAAACCCAGGCCCAAACCCAAACCCAGGCUUCAUGUCGAGUCAAUGGAGGAGUUAAGAUUGAGUCCUCACUCAGCUCCUGCAUGGAGCUGAGAGGAAGCGUCUCCAACUCCACUCACACCUUCGGCCGGCCCGACUUCUCCCACAUCAUGGAGGGGCCCCUCCCCCAGGGCUACGGACAGCAGGCCGUCUCCGCCCCCGCCCAGAACCACUCGCACUUCCAGCAGAACCACAGCACCUCCAGGCAGAUCGGAGACAACCUUCUCCUGAGCAGGGCCUCCAUGGAGAGCUUGCCCCAGGCCCCCGUCCUCCACCACCUCCCCCAGGCUCCAGCACCCCCACGCCAGCCAGCCAGCAGCAGCUACAGGCACCCUACCAGGCCCCAGCACUACCUGGCUCCCCACAGCCAGGUCCACAACCAGGCCAGCCCAGGCCUCGGCCAGCCAGGGCAGAGGAAUGGGGGGCCUUCCUGCUCCCUGGCCCACCAGGUGUCUGGCUUGAAGCUGGAGGCCCCAGACCAGGGGUACCUGGACCAGCCGGGCUAUAGUGACCCAGCUCUCUGCUUUGACCCUGUGGAGAAUAAGAACUCCUCUUCCUCCUCGUCCUUAAACUCCUCCUCCUCCUCCUCCUCCGCUCUGGAGGAGCAGUGUCUGCUGGAGACCAUGGCGGAAUCUGUGGGGUGUCUGGGUUCUGAGGGCCCUGCUGCCCUCCUGUCCCCUGGGGCAGACCAGGUGACCAGUACAGUGGACAGCUCCGUUCCCGAGGCCCUGGAGGAGGUGGUGGGCCUGGACUUUGGCUCCAUGCUGGAGGAGGCCUACGACCAGGGCAGUCUGGUGUCUGGGCCGAUGAGCCCCUCCAUAUUCCAGGGCUUGUCCAGGACCUCAUCCCGACUCACCACCCCCAGAGCCUCCACCUCCUACCACAGCAACAUGCCCACACCCAGCCUCAGCAACAUGGCCCUUGGAGACAUGAGCUCCCUCCUCACCUCCCUUGCAGAAGAAAGCAAGUUUCUGGCUAUUAUGCAGUAACUGGUCUCUCUCCCUCUCUAUCUCUCCCUCUGUCUCUCUUUCGCUUUCUCUCUCUCAGAAGAUAAAACCUUACAGAAAAAGAAAGGAUAAAAAAAGAGGAAUGAGAUGGUCAAACUUUUGAGAAAGCAACAAAUUAUGAAGAAGUUUAUGAUGUUUGUUCCCAAUACAGAUUUGUUGCCAAACAGAUUUAUUUUGUAAAAGUGUAAUCCCUUUCCACGGACCUGGGAUGUGUCAAAAAUAUGUAUAGAUAAAUAUAUAUAUAUUCCUUUUCUGGAAUGAAGGCUAUUUUUGGAAGCCCUUCAGUUUGUACGACUAGAAGUACAUGGGGCCAGAGAUCCCCACUCACCUGUCCCAAAAAGUAUUCUGAGUAUCGUAGCUGUUUUCUCACUGUACACUGUCGGUAUAAAUGCAUGUUGUAUUCAAGGUGGAGCAUACACACUGUCUUUAUAAACACUAGCAAGGGGCUAAGUACCUAGCCUAUCAGGCAAUAAGGUUAGCCCCUAACUCCUCCAUCACUCCACUGUUACUAGGUCAGAAUGGGCUCCUCUAUUGACUUUAAAAGACCCUGAUGGUAUCUUUAUAUAAACAUUGUUUUUUAAAAACGAAAUUUACACCUUUACUAUUGUUGUUUUGUUCGUAUGUUACUUUUGCGAAUACGUAAAUCUUAAUGUUUCAGUGCUUCUACCAAGUCUUACAAAGUGGUGUGUUUUCUGUCAGAGUAUUCCAAUAUGGUAUUGAGUCCAACAUUACGAGGACCACGCUUCAGUCUUCACAAACGCCAUGAUAUGUAGUAAUUUAGUCGAUAUGACUUACAGUGCAUCAUCUGUUAAGGUACUGUACUCACAAAUGUAUAUAACAAUGUGUUUUUUUAAUAUUUCCUUUGUGAAAAUCGGAUUGUUGGUGUUGGGUUGCAAAGUGUUGUCUCUGUGAAAAUUGACUUUUGUGAAAGUGUUGGGAAGUGAUUAUCAUACAGUUAAUGUGUUUUUUGUGUUUUUAUGAUAUAGCAGAUAAUCCAGCACAUGAUUCAUCAAGAGAAAAAGGGUCCUACUUUGGUGCUUUACGUUAUGCUAAAGAUUUCCAAUUCAUGUUUUUUUGUCUUAUGAAGCCCUUUAAAAUGACUAGGAUGAAAUAUUCACCUCAUCAAGGUGUUCGUGUUAAUUUUUGUUUGUUUGUAUCGGGACUUUAUAGGAAAUAAUCCAUAUCUUAUUCUCUACAUGAGUUUAAUACAGUUUGUGUGUCCUGCCACCAAGUAUUGCAGUGAAGUCCACAGUGUUAGUAUUGCCUUGCAAUCCCAAAUGAGAGCGCACAGUAUACAAUAUUCAGUAUGUAUUGAAUAGUUUACCUAGUCUGCAGUGGCUAAGCAAUGAGGUACAGAUUGUAUUUUGUUUUGGUACUUUUGUCAUUUUGUAGCUGUGCAUCCAUGUUUUCUUUGAGAGAGGUGAGACUCAUUCCCUCGUGAAAGACCCGAGGGGAUAGCCAUGAGGUAUGUGCCUUAUAUUUGCCUGUCAAAAAAAAAAAAAAAAAAAAGAUCACUGCCAAUCUUCCAUUCUUAAUUAUGAACAAAAUAAACAUGUUAAAAUGUAU